AAGCACUUCCAGUCCGGACACUUUCCCCCCCUUCCAGCCAGCUCAAUUUUCAGCUUUCAGCGCUAUCACACUUUGAAUGACAAUUGUGCGGUCAUGCAACACUGUACCCAUAUGUAUUUUUUUAGCAUUUUUUUGAGACAGAUAAAGCUUUAUUUUGGUGGUAUUUAUUUUUUUUUGCUAUAUAAAUGAAAAAGUCCAAAGAUUUUUUAAAAAAGUGUUUUUCUUAUAACAUUUUGCAAAUAAAUAAUAUUUCAUCAUAAAUCUUGGCCAAAAUUUAUUCAGUUAUCUUUUUAGUAAAAAAAUAACCCAAAUUAGUUUAUA
Messenger RNA from Staurois parvus, 321 nucleotides. Lineage: Eukaryota; Metazoa; Chordata; Amphibia; Anura; Ranidae. The record is from the annotation of a GenBank genome assembly.